AUGGAUGUAGAAGGAACCUAUCCAGAAUUUUUGAAAGAAAGAGGAAUAUAUUGCAAGGAUGGAAAAAUUCUACCACAAUUCUACCAGCGUGACGAUAGUCUUGACCUGUAUGAUGCCAUCCGAAAUUAUGUCACCAAAUAUGUCCAUCUCUACUAUGACACACUUGAUAAAAUUAACAACGAUCCUGAAAUUCAAAACUUUGGUGAAUUAUCAAUGCCUAAGUCCGAAAGAGGUUGCGGAAUUUUGGGCGUUCCAUUCAAAGAUGGGAAGUUCAGUUCGACAGAGGACUUGAUACUUGUGUUCACUUCCGUUAUUUACACCAGUAGUGUAGUACAUGAUGCUGUCAACUUUCUUCAGUACGAUACAUACGGAUUUCCUCCGAACUAUCCAACCAAAAUCAAAGGAUCACCCCCUAAGGAUAAG
Saccostrea cuccullata (small rock oyster) is the source of this 423-nucleotide messenger RNA. Its product is annotated as polyunsaturated fatty acid 5-lipoxygenase-like. The record is from RefSeq and is a predicted model, not a curated record. The annotation marks the transcript as partial. The transcript is spliced from 4 exons. Lineage: Eukaryota; Metazoa; Mollusca; Bivalvia; Ostreida; Ostreidae. Gene Ontology annotation, biological process: lipid oxidation. Gene Ontology annotation, molecular function: oxidoreductase activity, acting on single donors with incorporation of molecular oxygen, incorporation of two atoms of oxygen; metal ion binding.